This is a messenger RNA of Camellia sinensis, 630 nucleotides long. NCBI's taxonomy places the organism in Eukaryota, Viridiplantae, Streptophyta, Magnoliopsida, Ericales, Theaceae. The record is from RefSeq and is a predicted model, not a curated record.
AUGAGUCCUGAAGUAGUUCAGAAAGAAAAUGAGGAGAUUGCUAGGCUCCUUAAAAUAGGCUUCAUUAGAACAGCCAGAUAUGUUGAAUGGCUAUCUAAUAUUGUGCCUGUGAUAAAGAAGAACGACAAAUUGAGGGUAUGCAUUGACUUCCGAAAUCUGAAUUUGACAACUCUAAGGGAUGAGUACCCUCUGCAUAUAGUUGAUUUACUGGUGGACAAUUUAGCAGGACAUGGAAUCUUGUCCAUGAUGGAUGGACACUCUAGCUAUAAUCAAAUAUACAUAGUAAAGGAGGAUGUCCGCAAAAUAGCUUUCAGGUUAUAUGGAAGAGCAUCUAGGCCAUCUGAUAGUAGCCUUCAAAAGAAUGAGGAAAUUCAAGCUAAAAGCUCAAUAUACUCAAGUGUGCUUUUGGUGUAUCAGUUGGAAACUUCUUGGGCAGAGCAUCAAGCUGCUUUUGAAGGAAUAAAAGCCUAUUUGGCCAAACCACCAGUACUGAUGCCACCAAGGAAGGGCAAACCCUUGAAGUUAUACAUUGCUACAGCUGAAGAAUCAUUGGGAGUUUUCUUGGCUCAAGACGAUGAAGAAGGCAAGGAGCAAGCAGUCUAUUACCUUAGUAGGUUUUCAAACUCUUGA